Cynoglossus semilaevis (tongue sole) is the source of this 2085-nucleotide messenger RNA. It is a transcript of the gene mbip, whose product is annotated as MAP3K12 binding inhibitory protein 1. The transcript is spliced from 8 exons. The record is from RefSeq and is a predicted model, not a curated record. Bases 41 to 952 code for a protein of 303 amino acids. Lineage: Eukaryota; Metazoa; Chordata; Actinopteri; Pleuronectiformes; Cynoglossidae.
GACGAAUUGGCGUGCGGUAUUUUGUAAACCUAAAACAGUAAUGGCGGACAAACCUAAACGAAGAGCAGAGCGUUCUCCUCCUUCUGCAAAUUCUUAUGAGUCCUGUGACAUGUCCAACACCACGGACUGUGUGCGGGUUUUAUUGAAGCUGCUCGCAGAGUUCGGAAACGAGCUCAAGGCAGGUGAUGGUGCUUUGACAAUACAAAUCAACACAGAUGCAGUCACUCCUUUAUCUGCAGCUGCUGACACCUACUGUUGUUUACAGGAGCACAUCAAGAAAUUACAGGCUGUGUCCGAUGGCCUAAAAUCACUUGUAGACAAAACCUCAGACGAUGCCGUCACCUCCUCAACACUCGGAAAGCAGACUCCAGAUCCAGUGACGCUCUGUCCCCUUGUCUCCGAGGCUAACAAGUCGCCUGAUGACGUCAUGAUUCAAAUCCGAGCUGGGAAGUCAGAGAUUGAGCGAAGAAUAUCUGCAUUUAUGGAACGCAAGCAGAUGGAGAUCAAUGAAAACAAUGUGCGCGAGUUUUGCAACGUGAUUGACUGCAAUCAGGAGAACAGCUGUGCCAGAACAGAUGCAGUAUUCACUCCAUAUCCAGGUUUUAAGAGUCAUGUAAAAGUUACUCGGGUUGUCAACACCUAUGGACCCCAAACCCGUAGUGGAGGGGGCUUGGGAGAUGUCGGGGAGCAGCAGAGGGGCCCAAAGACGAGACACUGUGGAAACUCAGCCAUAGAAGAACGACUUCACAACAUUGAGACUCACCUGAAGCUCACAACAGCUGGCCCUGUUCCGUUGAGUGUCUACCAGCGGCUGAAGAAGCUGGAGGAUCGUAUCCUAGAGUUGGAAGGAAUUUCACCAGAGUACUUUCAGUCCACGUGUUGUUUUGAUGAGCUGAGACUGGUCAAAACACGGUCAUUUACUGGAUUCGGUUUACUGGAGCUACUGGACUAACAGACACAGAGUCUAAUUUGUUGGCUUCAAGGAGUGGGUCAGUGUAUUUUUGUGUGUGUGGUUAUCAGAGUAAGUGUACUUGAGGUAUACUGCAUGUCUCUUCAGUACCACAUGCUGCUUCUGUGAGUAUGUUUGCUGCUGCUUUCCAUCUGCCUUUGACUCUCUGCAUGUUUGUGCGAAAGGCUGUGGAGUGUCUUUGAAUAAACUGAUGGUGUCUUUUCAAAAUUCAGAGUACCACUUUUUUCUCUCUCUCUCUCUCUCUCUCUCUUCUGAAUAUCUGAAAAUACUCCAGUUUGGUGCUUUGCAGAAAAGCUGCCAGGAACAACAUUUUUACAUAGAAAAGCAAAGUAGACCACUCAACGAAUUCUGCAGCCGCAGAAAAGUACACAACUCUGAGAGGGUGUAGAGCUGAAGUUGUACAGUUGAAUCAAUGCAGUUUUACUUUCAUCGCGUAAACGCAAUGUUUUCUCUUUACCUCUAAUCUCCUGUUGCUUUUUGCUUAUUUCUAAGCCCUGGUUUACACUCUGUUCCAAAGACUCCGCUAUCAACCAAACAAACACCAUUUCUCAAGUGUUGGUUGUGACCCAAAUCGUGGUCAUGGGGUUGAAUGUUUUGGCUCACAUGGUUGUACUUGUCCAUACAGCAACAUGAACGUUUUAAGGCUUUCAAACUAAAUUCUACGCUAACUCCAAAAGGUCCAAAAUUGUCUGCUUUUGCUGUUCAAAUGUAUACUUUAUAUGGUGGGUUUAUGUAUACUGCGUAUACGUGUUUUUGCAAUCGCAGUUUGUUCAUAUUCAGCGACUGAAUCUUAUCUUCAAUCUCAAAACUUUCUGAAGAAAACAAGACUCGGUGUCAGGUAAACAGCUCGAUACUUCUGUGUCAUACAAUUUGAAAGCAGACUUUGACAUUUUGUACCUCACCUGAUCUAGUCGUUGUGCUGUAUUGGCAUCACCAAACACACCCACUGUGUCUACACUAGGUGUGUAUGGUAUCAACUUGCACUGAUAUGAACAAGCUCAGAAGUAUUAUGAGUUGGUUAGUAUCAUAACUGUAGAAAAGUAUCAUGCAGUAUUUCAUGUGCUUGAACACGGUGUAUGCUGAACAAUAAGGUGUACUGCGUUUUAGGCUUGCUU